This is a messenger RNA of Melozone crissalis (California towhee), 1918 nucleotides long. RefSeq names its product gap junction protein gamma 1 (gene GJC1). Lineage: Eukaryota; Metazoa; Chordata; Aves; Passeriformes; Passerellidae. The transcript has 4 exons. Gene Ontology annotation, biological process: cell communication. The record is from RefSeq and is a predicted model, not a curated record. Gene Ontology annotation, cellular component: connexin complex. Bases 292 to 1473 code for a protein of 393 amino acids.
GCCCUGGGUGACACUGAGGUGGCAGCAGUGGAGCGCUGGCUGUCCCCGUGGCUGCUUCAGGAGCUCUGAGCAUGUCUGCAGGCACCAGGCAUCCUCCCUGUCCCUCAGCUGGUUUUGAGCCUCCUGUCCCCACUCUCUGAUGCUGGAGCAAGUGCUGAAGGAUGCAGCCGCAGGCGCCCGGGGCUGUCUCGCUAACAAGGAGAUUCCUCAAAAGCCUGCGGUGGAGACGUAGGAUCUUCAAGCAAAUUCUGGCAGCUGGAUCCCGAUAGCAGAUAAACUCACCUGACCACCAUGAGUUGGAGUUUCCUGACCCGCCUGUUAGAGGAGAUCCAGAACCACUCAACCUUUGUUGGCAAGAUCUGGCUGACAGUGUUGAUUGUGUUUCGGAUCGUCCUGAUCGCCGUGGGAGGAGAAUCAAUUUAUUACGAUGAACAGAGCAAGUUUGUGUGCAACACGGAGCAGCCGGGCUGCGAGAACGUCUGCUACGACUCCUUCGCUCCUCUCUCCCACGUCAGGUUCUGGGUGUUCCAGAUCAUCCUCGUGGCCACUCCCUCGGUGCUCUACCUAGGCUAUGCCAUCCACAAAAUCGCCAGGAUGGUGGAGCACAGCGAGGCCAGCAGGAGAGCCAGGAGGAGGAGCUUGCCCAUCCGCUGGAAACAGCACCGGGGCUUGGAGGAAGCUGAGGGUGACCACGAGGAAGAUCCCAUGAUGUACCCGGAGAUCGAGGUGGAGAGCGUCAGGGAGAGCAAGGAGAAGCAGAGCCCGGCCAAAGCCAAGCACGACAGCCGGCGGCAGAUCCGGGAGGACGGGCUCAUGAGGAUUUACGUCCUGCAGCUCCUGGCCAGGGCCCUGUUUGAGGUUGGCUUCCUGGUGGGGCAGUAUUUCCUCUACGGCUUCCAGGUGAGCCCCGUGUUCGUGUGCAGCAGGAAGCCCUGCCCGCACAACGUCGAUUGUUUCAUUUCCAGGCCGACGGAAAAAACCAUUUUCCUGCUGAUAAUGUACGGCGUGAGCUGCAUGUGCCUGCUCCUGAACGUCUGGGAGAUGCUGCACUUGGGCUUCGGCACCAUCCGGGACACCUUGAACGCCAAGAAGAAGGAGAUGGUUGACUCUGGGACCUUUAACUACCCCUUCACCUGGAACACACCCUCAGCUCCCCCGGGCUACAACAUCUCCCUGAAGCCGGAGCAGAUGCAGUGCACGGAGCUGGCCAACGCCAAGAUGGCCUACAGGCAGAACAAAGCCAACAUAGCUCAGGAACAGCAGUAUGGCAGCAACGAGGGCAACAUCCCCAGCGACCUGGAGAUCCUGCAGAGGGAAAUCAAAGUGGCUCAGGACCGCCUGGACCUCGCCAUCCAGGCUUACAACAACCAAAACAACCCCAGCAGCUCCAGAGGGAAGAAAUCCAAAGCUGGCUCCAACAAAAGCAGUGCCAGUAGCAAGUCAGGAGAUGGGAAGAACUCGGUCUGGAUUUAAUGUUGGCUCAGUUGAUAUGCUGUGGUUUUUUCCCCCCUAGUUUAUCAUAACCAGCAGUCCCAUGAAUAAUGGCUUCCAUUAAGGGAAUAUUUGACUCUGCUGAUUUUCAGGGAUACCGUUGGCUCGUGAUUCAGCCCCAGAAAGGGUUUAUACACUGACUCUAGGACUUUAGAACUUUAUUCUUUUGUCUUCCAAGUCAGGAGACAAAUAGGUAUAUUUAAUUCAUUCUCAUUGAACGGUUUAUGCUGUAUGUACAGUAUUAUAGUACAUUUAUUAUGCACAAUUUUUUUUGUAUUUGUACACUGGAUCUGAUGUUACACUUUUUAUAUCAACAAGGACAAAGCAAUGGAUAGCCAUUAGCAUUUUGUUAAUUUUAUUAUUGUUGUCUGCAGUUAUGUCAUUGUUCUUCCUUGUUUUCCAAGUAAAACUUUUUAUAAAACUUUUC